AUGUUCAACAAUCGCAAGUUCUCGAUGAAUAGGAACACUGGCGUCCCAAGACGUCGGUUCAGUAUCGGAGACCCGAGUGCGAAUGAGACGAGCUCCAAGAUCCAUCGCCAGUUCCGUGCUGCCAACCCGGGCCAUCUGCCCCAUGCCGGCUUGGACGCCACACGUGCCUCCACCGGCGUGGUCUGGUGCACUGAGCGCGCUGCCGAGUACGGCUUCCUCGACGAGCCCGAGAAGUGGGCCAACCUCGGCCAGGGCGCUCCCGAGGUUGAGGAUGACAUCGAGGGGUGCUUUGAGCGCCCUCACACCAUAGAUGUGUCCGUCGCGCUCCGGGAGUACGGCCCGACUGCCGGUAUUAAGCCCCUGCGCGCUGCCGUAGCACGGAUGUACAACGAGAUGCAUCGUCAGGGGAAGGAGAGCCAGUACAGCUGGGAGAACGUAGCCAUCGUUCCGGGCGGCAGAGCCGGCCUGAUCCGUAUCGCCGCCGUUUUGAAUAACGCCUAUGUCGGCUUCUUCAUCCCUGAUUACACGGCAUACAACGAGAUGCUGUCUCUCUUUAAGAACUUCGCCGCCAUUCCAACACCACUCUCCGAGGAGGACGGCUACCAUAUCCACCCUGAUGUGAUCGCCCGGGAGAUCGCUCGGGGCACUUCGGUCAUCUUGACCUCGAACCCGCGAAACCCCACGGGCAGGGUCGUAGCCAACCCCGAGUUGGCCGAGAUCCAAGACAUCUGCCGCGGACGCGCGACGCUGGUCAGCGACGAGUUCUACUCGGGCUACAACUACACCAGCGACUGCGAUGGCACUACCAUCUCCGCCGCCGAAAACGUCCACGACGUCGAUGAGGAUGACGUCCUCAUCAUCGAUGGCUUGACCAAGCGAUUCCGUCUGCCGGGAUGGCGCAUUGCGUGGAUAUUGGGCCCUAAGGAGUUCAUUAAGGCUAUCGGUUCCUGCGGCUCAUACCUUGAUGGUGGAGCCAACGCUCCGUUCCAAGAGGCGGCCGUUCCUAUGCUCGAGCCGUCUCUCGUCAGGAGGGAGAUGGAGGCCCUCCAGCGACACUUCAGGGAUAAACGAGACUACGUAGUUAAACGCCUACGGGAUAUGGGAUUCGUGAUCAAGUACGUGCCGGACAGCACAUUCUACCUCUGGCUCAACCUCGAGGGCCUUCCUGGCCCGAUCUCGGACGGCCUGAACUUCUUCCAGGCUUGUCUCGAAGAGAAGGUCAUCGUCGUCCCGGGCAUCUUCUUCGACCUAAACCCGUCCCGUCGUCGAGACCUAUUCGACAGCCCUUGCCAUCACUUUGUCCGCUUCUCCUACGGCCCUAGAAUGGAGACCUUGAGAAUGGGCUGCGACGGUAUCGAGAGAGUCGUCAACAAAUUCAAGAAGUACGUCGACUAG
Messenger RNA from Durotheca rogersii, 1395 nucleotides. Its product is annotated as PLP-dependent transferase. The record is from RefSeq and is a predicted model, not a curated record. The transcript is spliced from 8 exons. Gene Ontology annotation, molecular function: pyridoxal phosphate binding. Lineage: Eukaryota; Fungi; Ascomycota; Sordariomycetes; Xylariales; Xylariaceae. The coding region runs from base 1 to 1395 and encodes 464 amino acids. Gene Ontology annotation, biological process: biosynthetic process.